AUGGCCGAUGAUAAGAGCGGGAAGCAAGCUACCUUGGGGAGGUUUUUCGGCUCGGGCGCCAAUCAACCGCCGAAGAAGCAAACCACAUUAUCUUUUGGUGGAAAGAGACAACCAGCACGCAGUGAUGCUACUGCUGAUACGGAGACCAAGGAUAGCACGGACGGAGUUAAGGUAGAAGACGCGACCGACUCAAUGCCAACUACUACCCUCAAUGGAACAGAGCCAGCGAAGGGUGUGAAGCGGGAAAAGAGCGCCGAGGCGGAAGACAGCGAUGGUUCUGAUAUACAGCCUGUCUCUAAGAGGCGACGAAAGGCCUCGGUGAAGACCUCUCCAACUGCCAAGAAGCAAUCGGCAUCUCCGAAGAAGCCCGUGUCUACAAAGCCAAAGGUUGAAUCACCACCACCAAAACCAGUCAUGGAAAAGCCUUCCGAUAUUACCCCUGAAGAGAAGUCACCAUCGGUAGAAGAAGAGGAGGACCCAUUGGAAAGCGAGGACGAAGAUGACCUCAAGCCGGAGCUCACGAAGAAAUCAAUCGAAAAGUUUCAAGCCAAAUUGAAAGCCAGUGGUAAAGAUCCGUACCCAGACUGGAAAGCAGGUGCUCCUGUUCCUUAUGCCGCAUUAUGUACCACAUUUUCUCUGGUAGAGAUGACCAGGAAGCGGUUGGAAAUCACAGACCACUGUUCUCUUUUCCUUCGCCAGGUUCUUCGACUGACCCCUACCGAUUUUCUACCCACUGUUCAGCUGAUGAUCAAUAAAUUGGCUGCCGAUUAUGCCGGAAUUGAACUGGGUAUCGGAGAGUCACUCAUCAUGAAAGCUAUUGGUGAAUGUACCGGCCGCAGUCUUGCCGUCAUCAAAGCUGAUCAACGGGAAAUCGGAGAUUUGGGACUGGUUGCUGCCAAAAGUCGGUCAAACCAACCUACUAUGUUCAAGCCCAAGCCUUUGACUGUUCGAGGUGUGCAUGAAGGCCUUCUUGGAAUUGCCAAGGUCCAGGGUCAUGGAUCUCAGGACAAAAAGAUUUCAGGCAUCAAGAAACUACUGGCUGCAGCCGAUGCCGAUACUGCUGGCAAGGGAGGUAAAGGGGUGGAUAUCACCGAAAACAAGGGUGGCCCUAGCGAAGCCAAGUUCAUCGUUCGCUUUUUGGAAGGUAAACUGAGACUGGGACUCGCAGAGAAGACAGUUCUCGUCGCUGUUGCGCGGGCAGUCCAAACUCACGAGGCUGAAUCAGCUGGCAACAAGAUUCCGUCCGCAGAGCAGAUGGCCGAAGGUGAAAAUAUUUUCAAGACUGUUUACAGUGAGCUCCCCGCCUACGAAGUAAUCAUUCCUGCUGUUCUUGAGCAUGGUCUCCUCAAGCUGCCUGAAGUGUGCAAGCUUUCUCCCGGAAUUCCUAUCAAACCUAUGCUUGCCAAACCAACCAAGUCUAUAACCGAGGUCCUUGACCGAUUUGAAGGGAAGGAAUUUACUUGCGAAUAUAAGUAUGAUGGAGAAAGAGCGCAGAUCCAUUUCGUGUCUCCAGAUUCUAUCCACCAGUAUCCUGGAGCCUUGAACACAUUACAGCAGGACAGCAAAGGCCUCUCCUCUAUAUUUUCACGCAACUCGGAAGAUCUUUCGAAGAAGUAUCCCGAUGUUCUAGGCAAGCUUGACACAUGGGUCAAAUCUGACGUUAAGAGCUUUGUUCUUGAUUGUGAGACUGUCGCGUGGGAUACGGAGGCCAAAAAGGUUCUUCCAUUCCAGCAACUGAUGACUCGCAAGCGCAAGGAUGUCAAAGCGGAAGAUGUUAAGGUCAAGGUCUGCGUGUACGCCUUUGACCUGCUUUUCUUCAACGGAGAGCCCUGCGUGAAGAAGUCUCUGCGGGAACGGCGAGAGCUUAUGCAUGAAUGCUUCCAGCCAGUUGAAGGGGAGUUCCAGUUUGCCCAAUAUGGCAACUCUAAUGUUCUCGAUGAGAUCCAAGAAUUACUUGAGGCUAGUGUUAAGGCUUCUUGUGAGGGGCUGAUGGUGAAGAUGCUAGACACAGCAGAGAGUGGCUAUGAGCCAAGCAAGCGGAGUCGCAACUGGCUGAAGGUCAAAAAAGAUUACCUCGCCGGUGUUGGUGACUCUCUUGACCUGGUCGUGCUCGGGGCCUACUAUGGUCGUGGAAAACGUACUUCGGUUUAUGGUGCAUUCCUACUCGCUGCGUACAACCCUAGCAGCGACACAUAUGAGACCAUAUGUAAUAUCGGCACUGGCUUCUCUGAGGUUCUACUUGAAGAGCUACACCAGACGCUAGUUCCUCUCGUAAUUGACCGCCCUAAGCCAUUUUACACCCACUCGGCCGUCCCUAAGGACCAACCGGAUGUUUGGUUCGAGCCAAGGCUGGUGUGGGAAGUCAAAACAGCUGAUUUGACCCUCAGCCCACGCUACCAAGCCGCUGCCGAUGAGUUCCAAGGAACAACCGACGGUGGAAAGGGUGUGUCUCUGCGUUUCCCGCGAUACAUCAAAUCCCGCGACGAUAAGAAGCCAGACGAGGCUACUACCACACGCGCUGUGGCGGAGAUGUAUCGGAAACAAGAAGCUGUCACUAAGGAAACUACGAGCAAGGGAGGCGUGGACGAUGACUUUGAGUAUUGA
Penicillium vulpinum is the source of this 2604-nucleotide messenger RNA. RefSeq names its product DNA ligase (ATP) CDC9. NCBI's taxonomy places the organism in Eukaryota, Fungi, Ascomycota, Eurotiomycetes, Eurotiales, Aspergillaceae. Gene Ontology annotation, biological process: Okazaki fragment processing involved in mitotic DNA replication; DNA biosynthetic process; DNA repair. Gene Ontology annotation, molecular function: ATP binding; DNA ligase (ATP) activity; DNA binding. The transcript has 4 exons. The record is from RefSeq and is a predicted model, not a curated record. Bases 1 to 2604 code for a protein of 867 amino acids. Gene Ontology annotation, cellular component: nucleus; mitochondrion.